Messenger RNA from Plodia interpunctella (Indianmeal moth), 4006 nucleotides. RefSeq names its product Yod1 deubiquitinase (gene Yod1). The record is from RefSeq and is a predicted model, not a curated record. Gene Ontology annotation, biological process: protein deubiquitination; endoplasmic reticulum unfolded protein response. The coding region runs from base 143 to 1075 and encodes 310 amino acids. The transcript is spliced from 4 exons. Gene Ontology annotation, molecular function: cysteine-type deubiquitinase activity. Lineage: Eukaryota; Metazoa; Arthropoda; Insecta; Lepidoptera; Pyralidae. Gene Ontology annotation, cellular component: cytosol; nucleus.
AUUGUAAUCCAAAUUCACGUACCUACCAAAUAUAAUUAUUUCGUUUGUGGCGUCAGUUUGACCUGAUUAAAAAUUGCUUUCUGAAUAUCUUUUUGUGCAUUUAGUUUUAUUUAAAUCAAUAUAAAAGUUGUAGUUCACAAAAAUGACUACUGUGGCUUUUAAGGUCAAAAGCAAAAAUGGACAACAGAUAUUAAAAGAUUUGACCUCUGAUAGCACAGUGGGUGAACUAAAAUUGUUUCUGUCGAGUAUAUCGGACGUUGCAUGCGAGAGGAUUUGUGUGCUAAGUGGAUAUCCGCCGAAACCUUUGGAUAUUAGUGAUGACGGGAAGAGAAUUAUUGAUAUUGGUUUAAAGACGGGAGAGACGUUAAUCGUCGAAGAGAAGUCUCUGUCAGCGAUGAACCCGGAAAGUAGUAAUCCAUCUAAGCCCAUAGAGAAUGGCAUAGCAUCUCAUGAAACUAUUGGGCCUUGUAGACCUGGCAUUCUCAUGAAGAAAGUAGUCCCAUCAGACAAUUCUUGUCUCUUCACAAGUAUAGGUUUUGUUCUAAAUGGCAAUGUGGACACGACAGUCCACACGCUGAUGCGUCAAAUUAUAGCGAUGGAAGUGGCAAGUGACGUGGACACUUACAACGAAGCAAUGCUCGGACGUCCAAACGCUGAAUAUUGCCUGUGGAUACAGCAACCCAGUUCUUGGGGUGGUGCUAUAGAGGUAGCGAUAUUAUCACGUUUUUACGGAUUAGAGAUGGCGGUAGUGGACACCUUGAAUGCUAUAAUCAAUAGGUUCGGAGAAGACAAAAAUUAUGGCCAAAGAGUGUUUCUUCUGUUUGAUGGAGUACAUUAUGACCCAUUAUAUUUAGAACAAUCUGAUGGUGGUAUUCAAACGAUGUUCCCAGCUGAAGAUAUGGACAUAUACAGAGAAGCGGAACAACUUGCGCAGGAAGCCAAAUCAUCAAGGCAGUUCACUGACCUCAACAAGUUCACUCUAAAGUGCAUGGUGUGUGACAAGUUCCUAACCGGGCAAGCAGAAGCGCAGAAACACGCGAAAGAAACUCAACACACGAAUUUCGGUGAAGUUUAGCGUUUUUAGUUAACAGACAGGCUUUUUGGCGAACGAGAUUGUGUGAGAGGUUCGAAGGAAACAAGACAAAGAAAAGUAUAGGCAACGGGAUAGCGUAGUCAGAUGAGAUAGAAUGCUUUUAUAUUACUUCCCAGCCUAUGUUAUAUAAAUAGGUAAAGCACACGAUGAGGGAGAAAAGAUUCAGCACUCUGUCCCGUGUAUUUAUAUGCGUUUCCCUUUCAAGUGAAAUUACAAAAUGUGGCCAUGUGUAUAAUUUUCUUUGUCUAUGGAUAAACGCUUUAUUCAAGAGCGAAUUUGUUCGCAGUGAUGAUAAUCAAGUGUAACGAUUUGCCUGACAUCUUUGAUGUUUUAAUGACAAUGAUUCGUCAAAAUGUCACAACGAUCAGACAUUUGACAUUUCACGAAUUAGACAAUUAGUAAAACAUGGAGCUGUUAGCUGUUUACCUGAAUGAAGAGCAUGUAUGUACAUUAGGAUCUUAUCGAGUGUGUUAUUGUUAAGUUUGGUAUCAAAGAUUUUGGUCGAGUCGCCUAAAGGCAUCUAACAUGACUUACACGACUACCGCCAGUUGUUGAGUACACAUUAGCGAAACAAACAGCCAAAUCAGUGUGGGGGUUGUAUCACGAUGUUUUCCUUCACCGGAAGCAAGUGAUGGUCAAUGAAAACUAUUUAUACAUAAGUCAGUAUACAAACUGAGGCACGAGUAGGAUUCGAAUCCCUAAAACCGAAUGUCCUACCGCUUCAUGAUUUAUUAUGUCGGCAAAAAUAUUGUAUAUAGGAUACAAUCGAGUUAUCUGCCAACCAAAGCCGUCUGUUAAUACAAAUACGGAUGUUUCCUGGGUCAGUAAUUAAUUACUUUUAUUCAAAGAAACAAAUUUAUAUAAUACUCUUCUACAAAAAAUAAAUAAAUUUAUGAAAUAUUUUUUAUUUCUUGCAUCAAAAAAUAUUUCUCGCUAGAAAGUUGCUUAUUUUCAUUAAAAAUUUAACUACCUACGUCACUUUUGUCACCGUAUCUCACAUCGCUUGCCAUUAUUGCGCAAAAGCCAAAAUAUGAUUUUGACUUUUUAGAAACAUCUGUAUAAUGUAGAUGGAUUAGUUUGAUAAUAAUUCUGAUAGUUGUGUCCUUGUGAAUCGAAUGACAAUACAAUAUUAGUGAUAGAAGCGGGCGAAUUGAUGAAGAACAUGUAGGAAAGCGGACCCUGGUCUCCGGCGCACAACGGUUGAGGAAGCAACCGAGAAAACGCUCAGCUGAGAGAGAAUAUUAGUGGUAGAGAUAGCAUCGUUUGUGAAAUGGUGUGCCAAUUGCCCUGUUAAUUUAAAAUGUAUUGUAUGAACGAACAUAACAUGGUAUUAAUAAUAUUAUUAAGUAUUCACGACUAUUGUAUAUUAAUUAAACCUUCACAGUAGCGUUAAAUCAAUCAGUAUCCAGCCCCCUAUAAGUUCGAAACUUGUUAUAAGGUUUACUAACUCAACUUUCUUACUGCAACUGUUAUACAUAUGAAUUAAAUUAUUUUUAAAUAAUAGUUUUGACACAGACGGCGUAUUAUAAUUAGUGCCCUCAUUAGAUCUUCCAAGUGCACUAUAAUUUAUAAUUAAUAUUAUAGGUGGAUAUCAAGGACCCAGGUCAAUUAAAUUAAAUUUUUCAUGUUGACCUGACCGGGCAUCGAUAUCGGAAUCUCUUAUGUAGUAAUUCAACAUGACGAGGUCGUGUUUAUAUGGAAAGUUGAGACGUUACAGAAUUAUUUAAAAGGACACAAUUAUUAUUACGUUAGCUAAUUAUAAACUUAAGGUUGUUGUCACACAUUUGAAUAAAAUAUAAUGAAAUUUAGGUAUUUAUUUCUUGUUAGACGUAUGAGAGGUUUUAUUGGUCGUUUCUAGAUAAAUAUUUAUGUAAUUUCGUAACUGUCGACUAUUUUGUGAAAAUAUAGUAUCUUAAAAAAUAUAUAAUAUUUAUUGUUUAGAGUCUAGUCUACUAGUUGACGCCAUUGGAUGGAGGUCCUGUAACUAUGACGAACAUUUAUAAUAAACCCGUGUGUACUCACAAUUAAGAUUAUGAUUUCCGAGAAUACUGCCUAACAGCUUGAAAAUUUCGAAAACAGUACAACACUACUCACAGCUAACAUUACAAAUUUACCUUGGAUUUAGACCUUUCUCUACACCAGCUCCCCUAGCGGCGAAUAAAAUCGCGUUAGCCCUCGUGAAAACAAGCACGGGCACACUUUCAUUCACCUCCAAUGUAAAAUUGUAAUCUGACGUUGCACGAGAAAUGGUAGCUUCUGUACGACAGUCGCUGUAUAUAAGCGUAUAUAUAAUUAAAAUGAGAAAGUGAAAAGUCAAGAAAAGUGACUUUCCGUGACAUAACUUUCCUAGUGGAACAUCUCAAAUAUUGUUCACCAUACUAUGAACUGAAAGUUCGUAUAGAAAUAACUAAAUUAAAUUAAUAAUUUAUGUACUAGAAGAAUAACAUAUUGGAAAUUUUCUUAUUCAAAAGUAUGUCGACAACCCAAAUAGUUAUCAAGGCACGUUCAUGUAUGUUUAGAACGUUGCUAUAGUUUUAUAUAAUUUAUUUAAUUAUUGUAAAUAGUUAUCACCAAUCGACUUCAAAGAGAGCUUGUUUUUUUUUUGUAGCUCUAUAUUUUAAUAUUAAACCUAUUAAUUGUUUUUGUUCAAUGUGCUGUUUUAUGAAAAUAUAAAUGCUCAUAGAAGUCGAUUUGUUUUCUAUAAAGGAGAAUAAUGUUAGUAGUAUAUUUUUGGACGCUCGAAGUAAUCACAAAAUAGUUUUACUACAGCGCAGUAUGUCAAUGAAGCCAUGAAAUUGCUAUAUGGUAUUUUAACAAAGUGGCGCCACCUGUGUUCAUGGCUUUUUUGGUAAACUGUAGGUACAACGCAUCAUAUGUGGAUGGUUACAAUAAACUAAUUUACAAAAAAAAAAA